Messenger RNA from Xyrauchen texanus (razorback sucker), 1745 nucleotides. Its product is annotated as vasopressin V2 receptor-like. Gene Ontology annotation, biological process: G protein-coupled receptor signaling pathway; positive regulation of vasoconstriction; regulation of systemic arterial blood pressure by vasopressin. The record is from RefSeq and is a predicted model, not a curated record. The transcript has 6 exons. Gene Ontology annotation, molecular function: vasopressin receptor activity; peptide binding. NCBI's taxonomy places the organism in Eukaryota, Metazoa, Chordata, Actinopteri, Cypriniformes, Catostomidae. Bases 1 to 1476 code for a protein of 491 amino acids. Gene Ontology annotation, cellular component: membrane.
AUGGAGACCUUUUCAGAGGAGGCAGGUUGGGAUGGAUCUGUCCAUGCAGCUGUUGGAUGGACCAACUUGUCCUCUUCAAUCUCUGAGCAUGCUGGAGUAAACAGUACUUUCAGAGGAGGAUCAUACUUCUGGUUGGUAUCUCAGAACAGCUCAAUAAACCAGACUCCACCAACUGCUUUGCCUAGACAGCGGGACAUGGUUCUUGCUCAGGCAGAGAUUGGAGUUCUUGGUCUAGUUCUUGCUCUCACGACACUUGGAAACAGCUUUGUACUAUGGGUUCUGCUGAGGAGACGCAAAUAUAAUGCACCCAUGCACCUUUUUAUGGUCAAUCUGUGCGUGGCAGACCUUGUGGUGGCAUUCUUUCAGGUGCUCCCUCAGCUUGUAUGGGAUAUCACAGAGAGGUUUCAAGGCCCUGAUGUACUGUGCCGCUCAGUGAAAUAUCUCCAGAUUGUGGGAAUGUUUGCAUCCUCUUACAUGAUUGUUGCUAUGACAGUGGACCGCCAUAAUGCCAUAUGCUGGCCCCUGCAAGCGUACAAAGGAGGAGCCAUUUCACGCUGGAAUAAGCCCAUCAUGGUGGCCUGGGUUCUAGCUCUUGUUCUUAGUGUGCCACAGGUUUUUAUUUUCUCCAAGUCAGAGGUCGCCCCAGGAGUGUUCGAGUGCUGGGGGCACUUUGCUGAGCCCUGGGGACUGAAGGCUUAUGUUACCUGGAUGACUCUUGCUGUGUUUUUGCUUCCUACCUUUAUCAUCACCAUCUGUCAGGUACGAAUAUUCAAAGAGAUCCAUGAUAACAUCUACCUGAAAUCAGAGUGUGUGGUUUCUGUUGACAUGAAGAAGAACAUGGUGCUUUUUCACUUUCCCAGCCUCAAAAAGCAGGCCAGCAAAUUCAGAGAGCGAGCAAGACACUCUUGCACACCACAAGAAGAUUUCCAUAAAAAGAACAACAGUGACUCUUCUCAUUCCUGUAACUCUGCCUCUGUCCAGGACUACAACCAGAGCAGAAUCCCUUCUGCUGAGCCUCAAAAUGCUUGCUGUCAUUCCUCAAGUGGUUCCUCUGAUCCUCUCAGGAAUUCCUACAACCUCACUGAGGACUGCAACACUUCAUCAAUCCCCUCUUUCCCACCAUGCCCCCUUCCUCCACCUUUCAAAGGUGUUUCCAAAGCUAUGUCUAAAACAGUGAAGAUGACUCUGGUCAUUGUGCUCGUCUAUACCUUGUGCUGGUCACCCUUCUUCAUCGUACAGCUCUGGGCUGCCUGGGACCCUAACCCACCUGACCAAGGUGUGGCUUUCACCAUCCUGAUGCUAUUAGCCAAUCUGAACUCCUGCACUAACCCAUGGAUCUACACAGCAUUUUCCAGCAGUGUGUCCUGUGAGCUUCUCGCUCUGCUGCGUUGUCGCCCAAAACCGGCCCGCAGGAGCUCACUGCACGACCACUCCAGUGACAUAAACACCUCCACCACCAAGGACAACCAGUUCUGAACCCUACAGAAUAACAAAGUCACCCUCCUCUUAAGUGUAGCAGAUGUGGAGAUUUAUAGCUGCAGGUGUAUCGGCCCCACGCACUGUGAUAUAGAAGGUUUCAUGACAUCCUGUUGUCAUGAGUAAUUGCAAGGGAGCCACAUUCCAUUCAGGGCAACUGAAGAUGCAGCUUUGACAGAGUGAACCAUAUAUGCAUGGCAGCAUGGCAUAUUAAUGACCAAACAAAUUCAAUGUAUUACAUGAGGAUGAAUUCAUGAGCAUUUAAUGUA